AUGAUUAGCAAAAUAUUUAUUUUGUUAUUCUUCAUCUUUAUUGUGGUUGUUAAAACUGAAUUACCACCUGCUUCUUCAGUAAGAUUCAUCACUAUGACUAAAAACACAGUCGCUCAACCCUCAAACGUUCAAUCACUUCAUACUACAUCAGCGUUAAAUCAUGAAUUUAAUAGCCUACCUGGGAAUCCUGAUCCAGCUCAAGUCAAAGUUGUUUAUUACACAACAAUAAAACACACCGGCAUUAAAUCGAAACUUAUCACCAAUUCUACUACUGCCAACGCAAAUGAAAAUUCCGCUACAAAUAUGUUUAACCUUACUUCAAUUGUGGCAUGUAUAGCUGUUGCAAUGUUUGGGCUUGUUUGGAUUUAA
Messenger RNA from Funneliformis mosseae, 369 nucleotides. The record is from the annotation of a GenBank genome assembly. Lineage: Eukaryota; Fungi; Glomeromycota; Glomeromycetes; Glomerales; Glomeraceae.